UGACAUGCACGACAGAUCGAGGUUCGAAGUGAUCUGUUUCUCGCUGUCCAAGAACGACGAGUCGGAGUACUUCAAGAAGAUCUCAUCCGAGGUUGAAAGAUUCAUUGAUGUGUCGCAAAUGUCCUCCAUUGACAUCGCAAGACUCAUCAACUCGAUGCGCGUGCAUGUCCUCUUCAACCUCAAUGGCUACACAAAGGGAGCUCGAAACGAGAUCUUCGCCUUCCAACCAUCUCCUGUUCAGGUCUCGUACAUGGGCUUCUGCGGCACGAUGGGAGCAUCUUUCAUUCAGUACCUUGUGACGGAUCCUAUCGUGAGCCCGUUGGCGCUCGAGAGUCUCUACACCGAGAAGCUCGUGCACAUGCCGCACUCUUACUUCGUCAACGAUCACAAGCAGAGCUCCUUGGAGGUCCUCGACCCCAGCACAUGGCCCAGCAGAGCGCAAUACGGCAUUCCUGAGGACAAGAUCGUCCUGUGCAACUUCAACCAGUUGUACAAGAUCGACCCCCUGAUCCUCGACGUCUGGUGUCGCAUCCUCCAUAAACUACCCGAGACAGUGCUGUGGCUGCUCCGCUUUCCCCAUGCAGGAGAGGCAGGCAUCAGGAGGGAGGCUCGAGCCCGAGGCAUCGCAGACGAUCGCAUCAUCUUCACCGACGUGGCGAACAAGAGCGAGCACAUCAGACGUGGGGUAUGCGCAGACCUCUUCCUUGACUCGUAUCAGUGCAACGCGCACACGACUGGGUGCGACAUCCUGUGGUCAGGGACGCCAAUCGUGACGACUCCGCAAGAGAAGAUGUCCUGCAGGGUCGCAGCCUCCCUCGUGAAUGCCUUGGGCUGUAAGGAGUUGAUUACCGACAGUCUGGAG
Messenger RNA from Guillardia theta CCMP2712, 862 nucleotides. RefSeq lists its product as hypothetical. Gene Ontology annotation, molecular function: protein binding; protein N-acetylglucosaminyltransferase activity. The transcript is spliced from 3 exons. The annotation marks the transcript as partial. NCBI's taxonomy places the organism in Eukaryota, Cryptophyceae, Pyrenomonadales, Geminigeraceae. The record is from RefSeq and is a predicted model, not a curated record. Gene Ontology annotation, biological process: protein O-linked glycosylation.